Fusarium odoratissimum NRRL 54006 is the source of this 3895-nucleotide messenger RNA. RefSeq lists its product as uncharacterized. The record is from RefSeq and is a predicted model, not a curated record. The coding region runs from base 808 to 3312 and encodes 834 amino acids. Lineage: Eukaryota; Fungi; Ascomycota; Sordariomycetes; Hypocreales; Nectriaceae. The transcript has a single exon.
CAAGAAGCCAGAGAGGGUAGGUACUUCAUGGCACUUGCGUUUUGCUUGUGGUUGUGCUGGCUUACAAGUUCCUCCCACUCCCACUCCCAUCCCCUCAGGUCCCCUUCUACAACCGCUGUUGCUUCUUCUUCUUCUUCUUCGUCUUCUCGACAACCCAAAAUACGUCUUUGUUGUUCUCUUCUGGUUUUGUUUGUAUACGCGCCUCUUUUCUGGCUCAACUGUUUCUCUUUGCCUCGUCGCUCACUAUUUCAUAUACAGUCUGUCUCGUAGGCUUCGGCUUCACUCUCACUCAUUGACCCGAAUCGCUCUCUUCAAUCGUCACUCUUUGUUGCUCAAUACCUAUACUAUACUUUCGCCACCACCAACGUCCCGCAACUACUUCUACUUUCCGUUCUGGGCAACAAGCUGUUAACGUUAUACCGGGCCUCUUACUGUAUGAGUUGAUAUCUGCGCCAUAUCAGACGGAACUUUUUGACUGAGCUGCGAUCUACGGCAUCCAAGACGGGAACCCGCAUUUCCUCACAUCCCACCUCCGGUCAGCCUCGGUCUGGGUUACACAUUUUAAACGCACGAAUACAUGCCGCGCAAUUCUUAAACGAGACCUUGUCCCAGGAUCAUCCCCAAGUUCUGUCAUACAAAGGUGUUCGAGUUGCCGCCUGCAUUUGAGCAGCACGGUACCCUACCUAUGCCGCUCUGUUCUGCAUAUCGCCAGCAGACACUUUCUACACCUACGCCUACCGUUGAGCUUGCUGACUAUAACGCAUUGCCAAGUCAUUAAACUUACCGCGCCUUUUGUAUUUCGCCAAUAUGUCUUUUAGAGAUUCUUUCAUGACCCAUAGUGGUACUCUAGAAGCGCUCCAGAGUCAUCAUGCACCAGCACGAAGAACUCGUCCUCCGGAUAUUGACACAAUGGCAGCUGAAGAGAAUCGCGUGCCCUUGAAAGCUGAAAAGGCUAGCAGAAGAGAAUCGAGGUUAGGACUGCGAAGUUUAUUCAGUCGAUCAAAGACGCACUUGGCCAGUCCUGAAACGCCAUCAUCCUUUGGAAGCCGUACAUCACUCCCUGAAACGAACCCUUAUUUUCCAGCCCAGCCCGAUCCAGUGUUUGACGAUAUGCCCUCGUCCCCUCGCAGCCCGCGACCUUUAGCUACCAUGUUCGAAAGCCAGCAAAGUCCACCGGCUCAACCACGACCUGUUGGCCUUGUUAGAACCCAGGGGUCUGGCAAGCCUGCACGCGGGCCACUUUCGACAUGGCACCCUCCACCUCUAUUUAAAGCAUUUCCACAGGCUGUCAAACAUAUGACAUUACCAGCUACAUCACUAGCACCUGAAGCCAUUCUACGCAUGCACGAGCGGCGAGCUAGCACAUUGCGUGACGAAAAUGCCGAAGCACCAGAUGCUGAAGGUGCCCCUACCGAGAAGGCCAAGGUUAAGAAGAAGCAUCGUCGCAAUACCUCCGGGCAUUUCCCAAAGUUUGAAUGGACCAACAAGAUUUAUGUUCUUGUGACAUCUGGAUAUUUGCUGCAAUAUGCAGCAGAAGGACCCUUCGACCGGUUGCCUGAAAGAAUAUUGCACCUCAGCAAAGAUUCUGCAGCAUUUGCAAGCGAUGUGAUCCCUGGACGCCAUUGGGUAAUCCAGGUCUCUGCAGCUGCAGAGUCUGAUGGGACAACAGCGUCAGACUCUCGCUCUUUAUUCUCGCGAUGGAAUUUCCGGGCUACUGAACGACGCCAUGUCUCCAACUUCCUCAUGGUAUUUGAAACUGCCGAGGAUAUGGAAGGCUGGAUCUCAACAUUACGCCGUGAAAUCGAGGCACUGGGGGGGAAGAAGACACUUACUGAGACAGGCAAACCAAAGGCCGAGGACGAAGUUGCACCACUACGAGAGAAACCUAGCCAAAGGACUUUGGUAGUACGAGACCCCAAUCGGUUAUCACGCAUAGCAAGCUCAAGCUCCCAGAGCCCUCAAAGUCCCGACAGCUUUCUGCCUCCCCAAAAUCUACAAUGGCAAAGUCAGACACAGAUCAACCGCUCAGCCACAAAUGUUGCCGAGCCUGAGCCUGCAGUCGAUCAACCCCUUGAUGAUAAUUCUACGACAAAUAGCUUUGUAUCGCAUGACGGCAGGCAACUGGAGAGUUUACGAGAAAAUUCGAACCGCCUUUCAUUCAUAUCAUCCGGUCAACGGACAGUCGUGACGUCUGCAGGAUCCUCACCAGCGUCUUCACCAACCGUUGAUACCUUCCCUGCACCUGUCGAGCAUAAGUCGUCGCUAGAGGAGGCAAAGCUUUCACCAGAGCCGAAACCUAGGCCCAACGCUGCAGCAAUUCUGGACCGAAGACAGUCUAUGCAAGUUCUCACCCCCUUUGUCGAACUGCAAGGCGGACCCAUCAACCUACGACCGCAAUCUAGCUAUGGAUCUGGUGCCGCUGAUUUGAAGACUCCAACACCUAACUUCAGCGUACCCAAUUCGUCGAACCGAAGAUAUUCGUAUGCGAAGACUAUGGCCCAGGAAUUCGGCAUGGCUCCUUCGUCAGGUCCACUGGAGGUGCGAUCUUUGGGUCGUCGAGCACCACCAACGACGUUACCAAUCGCGCGGCCUCUAUCCAUGGUAGCUGACCAACCGUCGCCAAUGGAGGACGUCCACGAACGACCAGUGACACGGCACGGAGACGAAACUCAGCCAACCAUUCCAGUAGAAGAUGAUCUGCCGUCUCUGCCAAACAUUCCCACUUCAUAUGAGAUGACAUCACGACAUUCGAGCCUGGUACCAAUAGAAGAACCGACCAUUGAGAUCAGCCGCCCAGGCAGCUCGCGCAGACAAUCAGACAUGAGACAAUGGCGCAAAUCCGAAAAUCCCAAUGCCAUGGGACGUAGUAUUCCCAACUCAACUCGGCCGAGCCUGGAACAAAGAACACGUUCGCGAUCUUUUCUUGGGGGAGCCGAGGAGGCAGCCCGUCGCCGUGCUUCCCUGGAUACUCAUAGCGAUGCACGAAGUGACAGCAUGUCAGCCAAGGCUCGGUCACAAAGACGGGCGAGUAUUCAGUCAGUGAUGUCUGACCGGGCAUCACAGUAUAGUGCCUCAGGCGACCUCCCACCCCCAAUGUCGCCAGAGUCGCUGCCUCUACCUGCGCCUCCACCCACAGUGCCUCUACCCCCUAUUCCCGCAUCUGCGAGCAACCCUCUUUUGAGGCCUGAUAUGAACGGAAAGAGUCUUUUCAUCCGAAGGAGCAUGCCUCACCUGGGUGAAGUGCCUCCACCAGUUCCACCACCAACCUGUGCGCUACCUCCUCUUCCACCCAAAAUACAAGUCAAGGCUUAAAUGCCUUGAUUCAUCCUAUAUACCCUUUCCUUGUUUUUACUGUCACGAACUUUGACGGAGCGAUUGAUGCGGAUUCCUUGAUUACCCGAAAUGAUACUGGGCGUUUUGGAACACUGUUACUUUGAUUCUCUUUUGUAUUGGGACAAAAAUUCUCUUCUGGUCAACACUUGUAAAAUAUAGAACGGUCGGGCUGGAAGGAGCAUUUCCGGUUAUGCGACCACGUCUUGGGAUGAUAUCCAUGUAUAGGCGUACCAAAGGAAAGGACUAUUCAAGGCUGUAUAUGGCCGAUAGUAGUGAUAGAGUCAUAAGAAUAAGUCUAAUGCUGUUUUUUAAAAGAUGUUGCCUCAGCACCAGAGAGACGAUGAUGUAGUGGAUGACAGCGACUUCACAUGGAGCAAUAGGGAAUUGUUGUUGCUAUACGUCAUCCAAGGACAACUACCAAGUGAAGAGAUGUUUACGGAUAUAAGAUAGAAAGCUACUGGUUACGUAGACACAAAUUGGCUGAAACGAUAGCAGUCUUUGUUCCUGGGCUGACAUGAGGCCUUGAGUGGUCUCCACUUUUCAAUGAGACUGUUGCGUACCA